CACAAUCACAAUUCACAAACCCCCGCUUCGCCUCCAAUUUCAACUAGAGAGAGAGAGAGAGGGGAAAAGACAGAGAGCGCCACUCUGCUAUCUCAUCCUCUACUCUAAACCCUAAUUCUCCUCCGAUGGAUCCUCAGGCGAAUCAAAUCCAGCAGGCGCAACUUGCAGCCGUUCUCGGACCGGAUCCGGCGCCGUUCGAGGCACUCAUUUCUCAUCUCAUGUCAACGUCCAACGAGCAACGAUCCGAAGCCGAGCUUAUCUUCAACCUCUGCAAGCAGAAUGAUCCAAACUCUCUCGUUCUCAAACUCGCUCAUCUCCUCCAGCAUUCGUCUACCUUGGAGGCACGUGCGAUGGCCGCAAUUCUCCUCAGGAAACAGCUAACUCGGGAUGACUCCUACAUAUGGCCCAGGCUGACACCGUCGACACAAUCCUCGCUCAAAUCGGUGUUGCUUGGCUGCGUCCAGAGAGAGGAAGCGAAGUCGAUAAUUAAAAAGUUGUGCGAUACCGUCUCAGAACUUGCUUCCGGUGUGUUGCCAGAGAAUGGAUGGCCGGAGUUGUUGCCGUUUAUGUUCCAGUGCGUCUCUUCUGAUUCGACCAAACUUCAAGAGUCGGCAUUCCUGAUAUUCGCUCAACUGGCGCAGUACAUUGGGGAAACGCUUACCCCUCAUAUUAAGCAUCUCCAUGGCGUGUUCUUGCAAUGCCUAACUACGUCGCCUAAUUCGGAUGUGAAGAUUGCAGCCCUCAGCGCUGUGGUUAAUUUCAUCCAGUGCUUGACUAAUUCGAGCGACCGAGACCGGUUCCAGGAUUUGCUGCCAACGAUGAUGGCAACACUUACUGAAGCUUUGAAUGGUGGGCAGGAGGCUACUGCACAGGAAGCGCUUGAAUUGUUGAUUGAAUUGGCGGGGACAGAGCCGAGGUUCUUCAGGAGGCAGCUGGUGGAUAUAGUGGGGGCUAUGUUACAGAUUGCAGAGGCAGAAUCAUUGGAAGAAGGAACAAGACAUUUAGCAGUCGAGUUUGUCAUAACACUGGCGGAAGCCAGAGAGAGAGCACCGGGCAUGAUGAGGAAGUUGCCGCAAUUCAUUAGCAGGCUAUUUUCUAUUUUGAUGAAGAUGCUGUUAGAUAUUGAGGACGAACAGGAAUGGCACAGUGCACAGACUGAGGACGAGGAUGCAGGGGAGACUAGCAAUUACAGUGUUGGACAAGAGUGUUUGGAUCGUUUAGCGAUUGCAUUGGGUGGAAACACAAUUGUCCCCGUGGCAUCUGAGCAAUUGCCUGCAUAUUUGGCAGCUCCGGAAUGGCAGAAGCAUCAUGCUUCCCUUAUUGCACUUGCUCAGAUUGCAGAAGGGUGCUCAAAGGUGAUGAUUAAAAAUUUGGAACCAAUAGUCAAGAUGGUUUUGGGUUCAUUUCAAGAUCCUCACCCUCGGGUCAGGUGGGCAGCCAUCAAUGCUAUUGGACAACUGUCUACAGACUUGGGGCCAGACUUGCAAGUUCAGUACCACCAACAGGUUCUACCAGCUUUAGCUUCAGCAAUGGAUGAUUUCCAGAACCCUCGUGUACAGGCACAUGCUGCCUCAGCUGUGCUCAAUUUCAGUGAGAAUUGUACCCCGGAAAUUUUGACACCAUAUUUGGACGGGUUGGUCAGCAAACUGCUUAUACUUUUGCAGAAUGGUAAACAAAUGGUACAAGAAGGUGCCUUGACAGCCUUAGCAUCGGUUGCUGAUUCAUCUCAGGAACAUUUCCAAAAAUACUACGAUGCAGUUAUGCCUUACUUAAAGGCCAUCCUUGUUAAUGCAACGGAUAAAUCAAAUCGGAUGCUUCGGGCCAAAGCCAUGGAAUGUAUUAGUUUAGUUGGAAUGGCUGUUGGAAAAGACAAAUUCAGGGAAGAUGCCAAACAUGUUAUGGAUGUGUUAAUGACAUUGCAAGGAUCUGAGAUGGAAGCUGAUGAUCCUACUACAAGUUAUAUGCUACAAGCAUGGGCCAGGCUCUGCAAAUGCCUGGGUCAGGACUUUCUACCCUAUAUGAGUGUUGUAAUGCCACCCCUGCUCCUAUCUGCUCAACUCAAACCUGAUGUUACUAUUACAUCAGCAGAUUCUGAUGAUGAAGUUGAUGAAUCUGAUGACGAAAGUAUGGAGACCAUUACUUUGGGGGACAAAAGAAUUGCAAUUAAGACUAGUGUACUUGAGGAGAAAGCCACAGCAUGUAACAUGCUAUGCUGUUAUGCUGAUGAGUUGAAGGAGGGUUUCUAUCCCUGGAUUGACCAGGUAGCUCCAACUUUGGUUCCACUUCUGAAAUUUUAUUUCCAUGAAGAAGUCAGGAAAGCAGCUGUUUCAGCUAUGCCAGAGCUACUGAGAUCAGCAAAACUAGCAGUAGAGAAAGGGUUAGCUCAAGGUCGUAAUGAGUCAUACAUUAAGCAGCUAUCAGAUUACAUUGUACCAGCUUUAGUGGAAGCUCUGCAUAAGGAGCCUGACACUGAAAUAUGCGCAAGCAUGCUGGAUGCAUUGAACGAAUGUAUACAGAUAUCUGGUCCACUCCUUGAUGAAAACCAGGUGAGGAGCAUUGUUGACGAGAUAAAGCAAGCAAUCACUGCCAGUUCUAGCAGAAGACGGGAGAGAGCUGAGAGGGCAAAGGCUGAAGACUUUGACGCUGAGGAGAAUGAGUUAAUUAAGGAGGAAAAUGAGCAGGAGGAAGAAGUUUUUGACCAAGUGGGAGAGAUUCUUGGUACUUUGAUCAAAACAUUCAAGGCCUCUUUUUUGCCAAUGUUUGAUGAGCUCUCCUCUUAUUUAACGCCUAUGUGGGGCAAGGAUAAAACAGUUGAGGAGAGAAGAAUAGCAAUUUGCAUAUUUGACGAUGUUGCAGAGCAUUGUCGUGAAGCCGCUUUGAAAUAUUAUGAGACAUAUCUUCCUUUCCUUUUGGAAGCUUGCAAUGAUGAGAAUCCAGAUAUUAGACAGGCUGCCGUGUAUGGACUUGGUGUUUGUGCUGAAUUUGGUGGUCCUGCUUUUAAACCUCUUAUUGGAGAGGCUCUAUCCCGGUUAAAUAGAGUGAUAGCAGAUCCUAAUGCACUGAAGUCUGAGAACGUAAUGGCUUAUGAUAAUGCUGUUUCUGCUUUGGGGAAAAUAUGUCAGUUCCAUCGAGACAGCAUAAAUUCAUCUCAGGUUCUUCCUGCAUGGUUAAGUUACUUACCUAUAAAAGGGGAUCUAGUUGAAGCCAAAGUAGUCCAUGAUCAAUUGUGUUCAAUGGUAGAGAGGUCUGACAUGGAACUCUUGGGUCCCAACAAUCAGUACCUUCCUAAAAUUGUUGCUGUAUUUGCAGAGGUAUUGUGUGCGGGGAAGGAUCUUGCAACAGAGCAAACUGCUAGCAGAAUGGUGAAUCUUCUGAGGCAGCUUCAACAGACAUUGCCACCAGCCACACUUGCUUCAACUUGGUCAUCCUUGCAUCCUCAGCAGCAGCUUGCUUUGCAGUCUAUUCUGUCUUCAUAAAAAAGAAGAUUCCUUGUUGGAUUGAUGAUGAUCUUGUACUUUAUUAGUGAUUCAUAUAUUUUCUUCUUUAUUCUUUUCACAUGGGGCAGCUGAUCAAAAUCCAUUUUGGCGCCAACUUUCUGGAGGAGAUGAUGGAUGAAUGGAUUUUUGUUUCCGUACUACUAGUGUGUAUAUUUUUAUUUAUAUUUUUGGGCUAUCAGACCAUGAAGAAAUUAUGGGGGUGCCUGCCUUUAAACGUGUUUUGUGUCGUGCGUUGUUUUUGGAAGUAAAGAAUUUGGAUGGUUUUGUCGGGUGGGCAAUUCCCUUCACAGUUUUGGGUUAUGUCAUUUUCUUAAUAUGUUCGAUUGAGAUACUUUAUAAAGAUUUUUUUAAGUUAUAAAUGGUGAUUGAUUCUUUUUCUGU
Messenger RNA from Impatiens glandulifera, 3878 nucleotides. RefSeq names its product importin-5-like. The record is from RefSeq and is a predicted model, not a curated record. Gene Ontology annotation, cellular component: nucleus; cytoplasm. NCBI's taxonomy places the organism in Eukaryota, Viridiplantae, Streptophyta, Magnoliopsida, Ericales, Balsaminaceae. The transcript has 20 exons. Bases 126 to 3476 code for a protein of 1116 amino acids. Gene Ontology annotation, biological process: protein import into nucleus. Gene Ontology annotation, molecular function: small GTPase binding; nuclear import signal receptor activity.